Lotus japonicus is the source of this 1573-nucleotide messenger RNA. Its product is annotated as F-box/kelch-repeat protein At3g06240-like. Gene Ontology annotation, molecular function: protein binding. Bases 63 to 1190 code for a protein of 375 amino acids. Lineage: Eukaryota; Viridiplantae; Streptophyta; Magnoliopsida; Fabales; Fabaceae. The record is from RefSeq and is a predicted model, not a curated record. The transcript is spliced from 2 exons.
CAUGAUGGAUUCCCAAAAUCUGAACACCUUCCUCUUGUCUCAAGCGUGCAGCAAACAGCUCAAUGCAGCGACGCCGACGACGGAGGAGGAGCACGGCGGAAAAUCCCUCUCUCUCUUCCAUUCUCCCCGACGAGUUGGUUGAAGCAAUUUUACUGAGACUACCGGUGAGUUCUCUUCUCCGAUUCAAAUGCGUCUCCAAAUUGUGGUUAUCUCUAAUUUCCAAUCCCCAAUUUGCGAAAUCCCAAUUUGACCUAGCUGCUUCACCCACCCACCGUCUCCUCCUCAAUUGCACUGACGAUUCCCAAAUCCAAUCCCUAGACAUUGAAUCAUCACCACCCAACGAUGAUGAAUCUGCAGCAGUGCUCAAUUACACCUAUGUUAACAUGUUUUAUCGCUUCAUCACUAGUCUUGAGGUUCUGGGUUCUUGCAGAGGGUUUCUGCUUUUCCUUUUACCCAAUUUUCCACCUGAUUACAUUGUGUGUAAUCCAGCAACGGGUGUUCAAAGACGAAUUCGAUCGACCCGUUUUCGUUAUUCUAAUUAUCUGUAUGGUAUUGGGUAUGAUGAAUCAACUGAUGAUUACUUGUUAGUUGCUAUAACAUCGUGUCAUUUUUGGCCUACAAUUGAGCUUUUUUCUUUGAGAACCAAUGUACCCUUCUCGCUGAGACUGAAAGGUAAAUAUAGGUAUAUCAAUCUCAAAUUUGAUUGUAGAAGUGGUUUGUUCUUAAAUGGGUCUCUUCAUUGGUUGGUUACCGUUACGUCUAGUGAUACGAAUCCUCGUGUACUCCUUGCUUUUGAUUUGGUUAGCAAGAGUUUAUCGGAGAUUGCUCUAUCACCUGGUUUAGCUCUGGAGUUGAAUAAAGGUUCAUAUUGUUUAAGAGAGAUGAGAGGAUGUGUUGGUCUGUGUUACUCUGGUUAUGGUGAAAUGGCUGAAAUAUGGAUAAUGAAAGAGUACAAAGUGCAAUCAUCUUGGACUAAGAUUGUUUUGUCUUAUGACAUUCUUAGCGCACCCCGCUUUUUUCCAAUAUGUUUCACCAAAUGUGGUGAUGUUUUUGGAUCAAAUGUGGAUGGAAGAUUAUUGAGACUCAACAAUGAAGGAAAGACGAUUGCAUUCUGGCCACCGGGGGAGAGCAAAUAUCGUUCAUUAUAUAGUUGUAUGUAUACAGCGAGUUUACUGUCACUCCCUAGUUAAUCUGAGGACCAACAAAUACAGACAUGACUAGUUAAUUUGAGGACACCAACAAAUACAGACAUGAAGUAUCAAUGCUUGAAGCAUGCAAGAAUACUCAGUAUAGUCAGGUCAAUGUCCUAGCUUUCCUUCAAAUGAUCAUACUACAAGAAGAAAACAUUGUAUUUCAAAGAGAAUGUAAAUUAUAUCAUGUGAAAUAGUCUUGUAUGCCCGGUGUCUGUUGUAGUGGUGAUUUUAGUAAGGUAGGAGUGUAGAUAGACUUUAGAAUUUAAUCAUGUUCCGUAGUAUGAAAGUUAGCAAAUCCUGGUUGGAAUUAGUACUUGAUAUUUUGUUUCUUUAUGUAUUUCCCCUCUUAAUAUUGUUCUUGUGUUAGCAGUUUUUCCCCU